Messenger RNA from Exophiala spinifera, 3210 nucleotides. RefSeq lists its product as uncharacterized. Bases 1 to 3210 code for a protein of 1069 amino acids. The record is from RefSeq and is a predicted model, not a curated record. Gene Ontology annotation, biological process: lactose catabolic process. Gene Ontology annotation, cellular component: beta-galactosidase complex. NCBI's taxonomy places the organism in Eukaryota, Fungi, Ascomycota, Eurotiomycetes, Chaetothyriales, Herpotrichiellaceae. The transcript has 3 exons. Gene Ontology annotation, molecular function: beta-galactosidase activity; carbohydrate binding.
AUGAAUUCGAAACUUGCAUCAGAUUCGAACUCCAGCUCCUCGGGCUUGGGAAUGCCUCUCCACUGCACGUCGCAGCCUGAUUACGCAAAUGAGAAAGUCGUCCAGAGGAACAAGCUACCUCCGAGGUCGUACCAUCUUCCAGAGUCGUCCAUAUCCUUGAACGGCACCUGGUACUUCCAUUAUGCGGCUACACCUAGUCUUGCUCCCUCUUGGGAUGACUUUGGCAGGCGGCAGAACUUCUCCUGGCAUCGAAUUCAGGUGCCCGGUCAUUGGCAGCUCCAAGGCUUCGGCAGACCUCAGUACACCAAUAUAAUAUUCCCAAUCCCGGUUUGUCCGCCGAACGUACCGACUGACAACCCCACUGGAAGCUAUGUAAAGCAUUUCUCUGUUCCCGAAACCUGGGGGGCAAACUCUCAGAUUCGCCUUCGUUUCGAAGGAGUUGAUAGUGCCUUCCACCUCUUCGUGAAUGGUCAAGAAGUCGGCUUUUCUCAAGGUAGUAGGAACCCAGCAGAAUUUGACAUCUCCACGGUUGUCAACCGGGUGGGAAACAACCAAGUAUUGGUGCAGGUAUAUCAGUGGUCUGAUGGAUCCUACAUUGAAGACCAAGAUCAGUGGUGGCUCUCUGGUAUAUAUCGUGAUGUGUACCUACUUGCCUUUCCUGAAACUGCUCGAAUAGAUGAUUUCUUCAUCAAGACUGAACUCGACGAUACUUAUACUGACGCUCAACUUGUCGUGGAGCUUGAUCUGUCUCUGCAGGAAGCUUGCGACCUCAAGGUUACUCUUCGAUCUCCAGACAAAGAUGCCAACAUCUUCAGCGAUCAGGUAACCCUCGAAAGUCAUCACACUCAGUGGCAGAGAAAGUAUCCGGUCAAAGCACCACAGAAGUGGACUGCAGAGACGCCGAUACUUUACCUUGUCGGAUUAGAGCUAUUAUCAGAAGGAAGGCCUAUUCAAUAUAUUCAACACCGCAUUGGAUUCCGGAAAGUAGAGAUCAAGCAAGGCCUCUUGAGAGUAAACGGAAUACCCCUUCUCCUCCGUGGUGUCAACCGACAUGAACACCACCCUGACUUUGGACGCGCAGUUCCAGUAGACUUUCUCCGACAAGACUUGAUGCUCAUGAAACGACACAAUAUCAAUGCCGUGCGCUGCUCUCAUUAUCCAUCUCAGCCAGCGCUGUACUCUCUUUGCGACGAGUUAGGACUGUGGGUACUAGAUGAAGCGGACCUCGAAUGCCACGGCUUUGACGCCGCGACAGUACAGUCUCUCAACGUAUCCGAAGAAAUGGACUACGGACAGAGAAAAGCCUUGACAUUCGACAAUGCUGCGUCUUUCACCUCUGACAAUAAGAACUGGGAAUCAGCAUAUCUCGAUCGAAUGACACAACUGGUACAGAGGGACAAGAACUUCACAUGUAUCAUCAUCUGGUCUCUCGGCAAUGAAUCGUUCUACGGCCGCAAUCACAAAGCCAUGUACGAAUAUGCCAAGAGGGUCGAUCCAUCACGCCCAGUACACUACGAAGGCGAUUCCAAAGCUAUUACUGCCGACCUGUACAGCUACAUGUAUGCAUCGGUGCCGAAGUUGAUUUCCCUGGCUGAAGAAGAAGGGGUUUCGCCAGACGGAUCGUAUGAGAAACCCAUCAUCUUAUGCGAAUACGGCCACGCUAUGGGGAACGGCCCUGGUCUUCUAGAAGACUAUCAAGCCGCAUUUCGUGAGUAUGAGCGACUCCAGGGGGGCUUCAUCUGGGAAUGGGCCAAUCAUGGCCUACGGAAGGUAUCUGAUGAGGUUGACGGAAAGCAGAUUUAUGCCUAUGGUGGCGACUUUGGCGACGUCCCAAAUGACGGCACCUUCGUCAUGGAUGGGCUAUGCUACAGCGACCAUACACCCACACCUGGUCUGACAGAGCUCAAGAAGGUGAUUGCUCCCAUCAGAGCAUGGAUCGAGGGGAAUGGUGGCGAAAUCACGGUGGAAAACGGACAUAACUUUAAAGGUCUCGAGGAAUUUGCUGCACACUACGAGGUCGAAGCCUUUGCGGACAGUCGGGAGCUUCUUGCCUCCGGCGCGCUGCAGAUCCCGACGAUAAAGCCAGGAUCAACAGGCACAAUCGCACUCCCUGAGCCCAUAUCCCGGUAUCUUGCCUAUGAGAAAGCCGAAUGCUGGCUGACUAUCAGGUUCAUUCUCAAAGACAACUGUGCCUGGGCAGACGCGGGGCACGAAGUCACAUUUUUCCAACAUCAUCUCAACAACAGAAAUCCUCCCUCGGACAAACCUGUCAUACCACCGAAGCUCCAGAAUCUGAGCGUGAACAGCACUCACCAGUAUAUCAGCAUUGUAGGCCCCGAUUUCGCAGUCGCUUUUAACAAGGCUCACGGCCUGAUUCAAUCAUGGACUGUCGGCGGCACAUCUCUCCUCCAUAAACCUGAAUGGCCUGCUGCUCCUAUCCAACUAGGUUUCUGGCGUGCUCCAACCGACAACGACGCUGCAUGGCAAACGGACCAGUGGAAGCGCUGGGGUCUGGAAUCGUUGACCACGCAGCUCCGGUCUCUUGACGUGCAUUACCCGACCGGCAACGAAACGAUCAACGAAGUGCAGGUUAAAACGACAACAUACGUCGCGCCUCCGAUAUUGGCAUGGGGGUUCCACAUUGAAAGCACAUAUAAAAUUGGUCCUACCGGCACGAUCUGCAUUCAAACUCACAUCAAACCCGUGGGUUCGGCACCCGAGAAUCUCCCCCGCGCAGGCUGGGACAUACAGCUGUCGAAAGCUUUUGAACGCGCAAUGUGGUUCGGUCUCGGACCCGGGGAGUCAUAUCACGACAAGAGGUCUUCGAAGAAGAUUGGAAUUCACGAUGCGGCCAUUCCGUCGCUCCAUACACCGUACGAAGUCCCUCAAGAGAACGGAAAUCAUGUGGACACGCGAUGGGUCAAAGUCCUCAAUGGGCGCGGUUUGGGCAUCAAGGCUGCAUUAUCAGGUGCAAAACGGAGCCCUGGGACCUUCCACUUUGCCGUGUCGGAGUACUCGGCAGCCGAGUUGGAGCGCGCAAAGCACGGACCCGAGUUGGUGAAGGGCGAUGCGAUAUACCUGCGUCUUGAUGCGGACGUGUCUGGCGUGGGGACGGGGGCUUGCGGACCGGCCAUCAAGGAGCAGGAUCUGGUCCAAUGUGAAGAGAUGAAAUUCGAAGUGGUGCUUGAGCCGGUUCUCACAUUGGCAUGA